AUGGAUGCAAACGAUCUUUCGGUGUUACGAUCGAUCGUAAAAUUUGUGCGUAUCAGCAAGUUGUUGGAGGUAAAGGUUGUUCACGAGAUCAAUCCGAAUGUGGUGAAGGCGAUGCAGCAGUUCUUGGCGUCCAAUGAAGAAUUUCGCAACAUAUGGGUCGUCCCUAUGAAGAAUGAUGACGGACUAGCGAUUAUACGUGUUCAAUCUGGCGGCAAUGGACCGUUCUCGGUAGCAACGGAACAGAAGCUACAAAAAAUGGCUGAAAUUGCCAAAAGUUACGUUUCGGAACUUUUCCACGACCGCGUCAAUGUGAGACGGUUCACGAUGCCGGUAACUUGGAACUUUUGGUUUAUCGAUCAAAAUGUGGCUCAUCUGAAACGUGUUCCUCCGGACUGUGAGUAUGAUCCGGCGGUCUUGAAGCGACGUUUGAAGCUGCCAGCAAAUCAACACCUGAACACCCGUAGUGUGUUGCUCAGUUUGGCCGAUUCGAAGGUGUCUAUCGUCCACGGUACAGCAGAUAGUGGCAAACGCACGGAAAUCGUCCACCAUCUGCUGGAAAUUGCUUGCAUGCGGAAAUAUUCCUGCCGCAUGCUUUACGUGAUGGAAGAAGAGGUGGAAGUGAUCGCUACCGCUGUGCGUAUCUGCGAGGAACGGAACGAAUCGAUCGGUACUACAGUCGGUUAUAAGUUGUACAUAAAUUCUCAAGUUGGAGAAAUGAACAACGUGGUGCUCUCUACCAUCAAGACCCUGAUGCAUUCCUUUCUGAGCCAUGCGUUCGUAGGUAUUCUGAACAGGUUAACGCAUCUGAUUGUGGACUGUGGUGACCGACAUCCGAACGAGAUGAGUUUACUGCUUACUCUGGUUGUAACAAUUCAAAAAUCCUUCGCAAUGAAAUUGGUGCUGCUGUCCUCGCGAAAUGAUGAGCCUUCACCGUUCAGUGAGUUCUUUUCGUCGGAUACGCUAGUGGUGCGCAUACCUCAUGGCAACCCCACCGUCAACUAUUUGCCAAGCCAGCCGCACGGUGUAGAGUACUGCUAUUUGGACGAGAUUUUAGAUACCAUCUGCACUCAUGAACCGAUUUCAAAAAUGAAGGAGGCACUUCCUAAGACUGACAAUGCGCUGAUGCUGAUGGCGAACAUACAAUGUGCGUACGGCCAUUAUAGUCCCAAUCGAAAUGUGACAGCAAUCAUGGACUUGCUGCUUGAGCGGUGCUGGUUCGAUGAAGAUGCGGAACUGUUCACGGCGGUACUGUUACGGUUCCUGGAGUACAACAAGCAUAUGGUGGACUAUCAACAUUCGGACACUCGCUUGACUGCUCUCAUGAUCGCGAGUGCAAAAGGGUUCGUCGAUGUGAUUGAAAGACUCUUGACUUUGGGCGCCAACCCGUACAUAGUGGGAAGGAAAUCCCUCCAAGCUAUGAACUGGUGCUCCAAGGGCAGUGAUAAUGAAUGUUGGCAAAUGAUGCAUACGGCACACCGAAUGUACCACGACGAGGCUGCUAAGAGGUCACUUUUGUGUCAAAUUUAUCACAAACUGUACAAUCCGUUCCUCGUCGACCAGAAAUUAGUGGAGCAGACUGUAAAACAUAUCUGCAGCCAGUAUGCACCGGGAAACAUACUCGUGAUGUUGCCCGAUUUUGCUGACGUACUCGAGUGUUACGGCUUACUCCGACGCAGUGAGCUCGGAACACGGAAGACGUUCGUGCAUUUUGUGGUCUGCAAUCAAUUUCUUACCGAGAACGAGUUGAAAGAAAAUGUAUUGUUUUCGAUCCGUGAUAGGCCGGAGUUGUACGUGGUGAUUCUGGUAACGGGACCACUGUUGGAGUUGGUGUCGUCGCUGUUACACAUCGAUUAUGUAGUGGAUACCGGGCUAGAGGUACACCGUUCCGGCGAUUACGCCAAGGGUAUAUGCAUUGAUCGAUCAUGCUUAGCUACUGCGCAAAGAUCCCGCUUUCUGAUGUGGCUAGCACAGCGGAAAUGUUUCAUGCUCUACCCAAAGAACUAUUUACGGCGGGUAGGUGAAAGUUCUAAACCUACCACCAAAGCAGCGCCCAAUAUGGCACGAUCCGAGGAAGUACUGAAGGCUCUUGUGUUACGACAACACUUACCCAGGGCGAAGCGAUCUAACUCGGCGUUAGAAUUCGUUUGUUCCACUUUAUUCUCAACAUGUUCUAUAAGCAUCGCCGCUUCGUUGGAGACACUCAAACAAAUCGGAGCCAUAGAAAAGCCGCUAAGCGUACCGACCAGCUUGGGCAAGUUGCUUUUCCAGCUGGGCGUCAACGUUCAUCUGGGAAAGGCAUUGCUCUAUUCGAUUUUGUUUCGAUGUCUUGAUCCUAUGAUCACUAUUGUGGCCGCCUUGAAGGUGGGCGAUCCAUUCAUCGAACCGUUGGACUUGAAGAGAGAAGAGGAAAUAAGGUACCUAAAACUAACGUUGCAUAACCGCACCUAUAGCGAUUUGAUGGUACUAUUGCGCCUGUACCAGCAGUGGACUCAAUGUAUAACCAGCCAAACCGAUCAAAAAAUGGUCCAAUAUCAUCUUAAACCAGGAGCCAUGGAGGCAAUUUCCAAUGCGCGCGUGGAACUAAUGUCUUUGUUACGUCUUCUCGGGAUAGUAAAGUGUGGCCGUGAUCAUAACACCGAAAAGCUGAACUUUAACGCCAGCAAUUGGCAUAUGGUAAAGGGUUGCUUGGCGGCUGGCUUCUAUCCCCAGCUGGUCAUGGCGGAGUUUGAGAAGAAGCUGCUGACGGCUAAUUGUGGAACGGAGACCUUUAAACCCCAUCCUAUGUCGGUGGCACAAGUGGAUCAGCUACCAGCGAAAUGGGUAAUCUACAAUAGAAAGCAAGAUCACAUGCUAAACGUACCGAACAAUGCGAAGCAUGCUCACGUUCAGAUCAUAGAGAACACCGUCAUUUCCGAUGUUACGUUGCUGUUGAUGUGUGGCAUUGACAGAACCGAUACACUGCAAACCGGUAAUCUGCAAACUCGUGGAUGUGUCGACGGCAAGGGACCGGUUGAGUUCAUAAUCGAUCAUAAGUACUUGUUCCAGUUGCCGCGUGAAAUCUUCGAUGCGGUUCUGUUCAUGCGCCGCCGACUCGGACAGUUGUUUAAAGACUUUACUCUCAACAUGCUGAAAACGAUGGACCAAAGAGAAACCGACGAGUUGGUGGCGCACAUUGGGGACGUACUGUACGCGGAGGACUUAAGCUUAAUGCUCACGACCACUAACUUUGAGUCGCGUCCCAAAGUAAGGAACUUGUUGCCGAUGGGUGUUUUCUGGAAUUACACAUUAGAUAUGAUCAAACUGGCCCGGAAAUGA
Anopheles marshallii is the source of this 3315-nucleotide messenger RNA. RefSeq names its product 3'-5' RNA helicase YTHDC2-like. Gene Ontology annotation, cellular component: intracellular anatomical structure. The record is from RefSeq and is a predicted model, not a curated record. The transcript is spliced from 3 exons. The coding region runs from base 1 to 3315 and encodes 1104 amino acids. Lineage: Eukaryota; Metazoa; Arthropoda; Insecta; Diptera; Culicidae. Gene Ontology annotation, molecular function: RNA binding.